Salpingoeca rosetta is the source of this 756-nucleotide messenger RNA. RefSeq lists its product as uncharacterized. The record is from RefSeq and is a predicted model, not a curated record. Bases 66 to 566 code for a protein of 166 amino acids. NCBI's taxonomy places the organism in Eukaryota, Choanoflagellata, Craspedida, Salpingoecidae. The transcript is spliced from 3 exons.
AAUGUCGUGGAUAUUUUCUUUCAAUCGCCACAACUUGCAGCUGCCACAGGCGCACGAAUACAACAAUGGGGGACAGCAGUCGUGGCGGUGGUUAUGGCCGUGGUUAUGGUGGACGUGGUGGGUUUCGGCCGCCGUUUGGUGGGGCGAUGCCGCCACCUCCCUGGGCACAACCGCCUUCCAUGGGUAUGGGCAGGGGAAUUGGGCCACCACUCAUCUCAGCGGCGCCGCCGCAGCCACGAUUCGGCGGCUAUGGCGGCGGUGGUCGAGGUCGAGGUCGAGGGCGCAGAGGGCGUGGUGGUAAUGGUGGCGGUGGACGCGGUCGAGGACAGAACAGACGACCGCGUCAUCGAGACGACGAGGAGCCGCAGAGCUACUUUCACAUGGCCAUGAGCAUGGAUCCGUGGCUGGCGUUGUUAACAGAGGAGGAGCGACAGCACAUCCCGUCAACCACUGUCAUACCCCAGCAGCGCCAGCAGCCGCCGCCGUCGGCACCAGCACCUAUCUCUCAGCCACAACACACCCCUGUCACCACCACACAGUCCAACCCAGCAACAAGCCAUGAAUAGUCAAGAGGAGUGGUGUGCAUAUGUGUGUGCGUGUGUACGUGUGCGUGUGUGUGUGUAAGCUACGUGCAUUUGCGUUCGUGUGCACGGUGUGUGUGUGUGUGUGUAUGUGAACAUGUGCUUCGUAUCCGACUGUGAUCUCCUUCUGUCCCUUGUGCUUUGUUUUCUUCCCAAUAUAUCGAACUCACAGGCA